Linum trigynum is the source of this 1170-nucleotide messenger RNA. Lineage: Eukaryota; Viridiplantae; Streptophyta; Magnoliopsida; Malpighiales; Linaceae. The record is from the annotation of a GenBank genome assembly.
AUGCCGCCACUCAAGAAGAAGAAGGCCGCUGCUGACAAGGGUGUACCUAUCGCUGAGUUUUAUCGGGCGACCAGAUCAGGGAGGGUGCGCCCGGAACCUGCUCGGUCCACCGCAUCUGUAAGCAGGGGGAGUGGAUGUCGAACUGGAGCCACAAUGAACGAGGACAGUCAGCGCACCGACACUGUGCAUCUAGAGGAACCCAGUGGCAAUGACGAUUCGGAGGAAGAAGCAUCCAAUCAUGACAACGGAGAAGGGCCAAAUGAGAGCUUGCUGAAGACAGAGUUGGGCGUCGUAACACGUCUGAUGGCCCCGAUAAGGAAGUACUACUGGUCCAAGUUGACUAAAGCAGAUAAGCACCCGUUAUUCAAGAAGCUAGAGGAUGAAUUUGACAUAGACACAGCAGGCGAAGAUGCAAGGAAGAUUAUGGAGAAGAGAAUGAAGAAGCGGUUCAUCAAUUACAAGUAUGCGAUGCAUGCUCACUACUUGAAAGACCCUGAGAAAGCCAGGACAGACCCUCCUGUUGACAUGAAUAUAGAGGACUGGAAUCUGCUGUGUGAUCACUUUGAGAGUGAAAAGUUUCGAAAGCGAAGUGAAAUUAAUAAAGUCAACAAGAGUAAACAAGUGUAUGCACACACUUCUGGUGCAAAAUCUCUUGAUCAAAGAAUAUAUGAAUUGGAGAAGAAGAAGAAGAAGCAGAAGCAGCAGGAGCAGCCUACUGGAGAGGAGCAGCCAACAGAAAUGGAGGACGGUGAGAUCGUAGAGGAGGAGCCACUAGAUCUGCUUCUUUAUGCAAAGAGGUAUCAGAAGACUGACGGUAGUUGGGUAUCGGAGGAACCUAUGAAAAACUAUCUGGAGAUGCAGUCCCUUUGGAUAGAAGCAAAGGCAGAAGGGAAGCCUGUAUCAGGCCACGAGAUUGUUCAGACGGUCCUGAAGAAGAAGCUGAAGUAUGGACCCAAGGAGAACCCAAGAUCAGCAAAGGAGCAACAACUCCAAGCGGAAUUGGAGGCAGCAAGAUCUGAAGCAGAGAGAAAGGCUAAGGAGUUUGAGGAGAAGAUACAAAGUCAAGAAGAGCAGCUAAAAAGCCAGACCGAGAAGAUACAACUCCAGGAAGAAAAGUUACAGAGCCAGGAGGAGAGGUUUGAGACUCAAGAAGAGGUGAUGACCAAAUGA